Molecule: messenger RNA, 750 nt
Organism: Arachis stenosperma
Lineage: Eukaryota; Viridiplantae; Streptophyta; Magnoliopsida; Fabales; Fabaceae
Exons: 2
Coding region: 1-750 (249 amino acids)
Source: RefSeq, a predicted model, not a curated record
AUGGCACCAUUUGAGGCUCUUUAUGGGAGAAGAUGCAGGUCACCUAUUGGGUGGUUUGAGGUUGGUAAGAUUAGGCUUUUGGGGCCAAAUUUGGUACAAGACGUAGUUGAGAAGGUUCACAUAAUAAGAGAAUGUCUAUUAGUAGCUCAGAGUAGGCAAAAGGCUUAUGUUGAUAACAGAAGACGUAACUUAGAGUUUUUAGUGGGUGAUCAGGUAUUUCUUCGAGUGUCGCCUAUGAAAGGAGUGAUGAAGUUUGGGAAAAGAGGCAAGCUUAAUCCUCGUUAUAUUGGUCCAUUUGAGAUUUUGGACAGAAUAGGUGCAGUUGCUUAUCGCUUGGCAUUACCGCCUGAGUUGUCUAUGAUUCAUCCAGUCUUUCACGUAUCAAUGUUGCGCAAAUACCUUCCCGACCCAUCUCAUGUGCUUGCACCACAAGCCAUAGAGCUAAAGGAGGAUUUAUCAUUUGAAGAGGAACCAGUGGCUAUAGUUGAUCACCAAGUAAAGAAACUAUGUUCUAAAGAGAUAGCAUCUGUGAAAGUUGUUUGGAAGAAUCAUUCGGUAGAAGAAGCAACUUGGAAAGUGGAGGACGCUAUGCGUGACAAAUGUCCAUAUUUGUUUGAGUCUGAAGUUGUAAGUAAAUGGAUGACCCCCUUAUACUACUGUUUAUUUGGAUGGGAGCGUAUGCCGUGGAUAACACCUAUUCUUCACGAUCAGCUUCCAGCUGUUGGAAUAUUAGUUGGUCAACAGAAAUAG